Messenger RNA from Pseudoliparis swirei, 4339 nucleotides. It is a transcript of the gene acox1, whose product is annotated as acyl-CoA oxidase 1, palmitoyl. Gene Ontology annotation, cellular component: peroxisome. The coding region runs from base 20 to 2005 and encodes 661 amino acids. The record is from RefSeq and is a predicted model, not a curated record. Gene Ontology annotation, molecular function: FAD binding; fatty acid binding. The transcript has 14 exons. NCBI's taxonomy places the organism in Eukaryota, Metazoa, Chordata, Actinopteri, Perciformes, Liparidae. Gene Ontology annotation, biological process: very long-chain fatty acid metabolic process; lipid homeostasis; fatty acid beta-oxidation using acyl-CoA oxidase.
UCCCGUCAAAUACAGAACCAUGAAUCCGGACAUUAUGAGAGAGCGGCAAAACGCCACUUUUGACGUCGAGAAACUGACCUACAUUUUGGACGGGGGGCCUGAAAAGACCAGAAGACGGCGAGAAAUUGAGUCGAUGGUUCUCAGUGACCCGGACUUUAAGGAGGAGGAUCCAAACUUCCUAUCCCGCAGUGAGCGCUACGACCAGGCUGUUAAAAAAAGUGCCCAAAUGAUCCUUAAGCUCCGAGAGUAUGGCAUUGCAGACCCAGACGAGAUCUACUGCUACAAGAACUGCGUUCACCCAGACAGGCCAGAGCCCUUGGAUCUCCAUCUGGGGAUGUUCCUGCCCACACUGCUCAACCAGGCCACCCCAGAGCAGAUGGACCGUUUCUUCAUGCCCGCCUGGAACCUAGAGAUCAUCGGCACCUACGCUCAGACUGAGAUGGGCCACGGCACACACCUCAGGGGGCUGGAGACCACAGCCACAUAUGAUCCAGCCACGCAGGAGUUUGUCAUGAACAGUCCCACAAUCAGCUCCAUCAAAUGGUGGCCUGGAGGACUUGGAAAGACCUCCAACCAUGCCAUAGUGAUAGCCCAGCUUCAUACUCAGGGACAUUUGCGCGGCCUGCAUGCUUUCAUCGUACCCAUCCGCGACAUGGACACACACAUUCCCCUGCCAGGUAUUGUGGUUGGAGAUAUCGGCCCCAAGUUUGGCUUUAAUGAAGUUGACAACGGCUACCUGAAACUAGAGAAUGUGCGCAUCCCACGGGAUAACAUGCUGAUGAAAUACGCCAAGGUGGAGCCAGACGGAACCUAUCUGAAGCCCCCAAGUGCCAAGCUGACCUACGGCACCAUGGUGUUCAUCCGCUCCAUGAUUGUAGGCGAGUCAGCCAGGGCCCUCUCCAAAUCCUGCACCAUCGCCAUCCGCUACAGUUCUGUUCGACACCAGUCUGAAAUCCGGCCGGGAGAGCCUGAGCCUCAGAUCCUCGAUUACCAGACUCAGCAGUACAAGCUGUUCCCUUUGCUGGCGAUGGCCUAUGCCUUCUCUUUUGUUGGCCAGUAUAUGAGACAGACCUACAACCGCAUCAGUGGAGACAUCAACCAGGGGGACUUCAGUCAGCUGCCCGAGCUCCACGCCCUGUCCGCGGGUCUGAAGGCCUUCACCACAUGGGCAACCAACUCUGCCAUCGAGGUGUGCCGCAUGUCAUGUGGCGGCCACGGCUACUCCCGCAGCAGCGGCUUGCCGGACAUUUACGUCGAGUUCACCCCGACGUGCACCUACGAGGGAGAGAACACAGUCAUGAUGCUGCAGACGGCGAGAUACCUGAUGAAGUGCUACCGCCAGGCUAAAGCAGGGAAGCAGCUGAGCGGCAUUGUGUCAUAUCUGAAUGAACCGAAGCAUCAGAGGGUCCAGCUACAGCCCGUCGCUGCCAGGCCAACCGUGGUCGACAUAAAUGACCUGGCGAGCCUGGUGGAGGUCUACAAACAGCGAGCUGCCGUUCUGGUUGAUCUGGCAGCCAAGAGCAUCGAGCAGGAGUUGCAGCACAGGAAGAGCCCGGAGGACGCCUGGAACAACAGUUCUAUUGACCUGGUCAGAGCUUCAGAUGCCCACUGUCACUAUGUUGUAGUGAAGCUCUUUACUGACAAGCUCGUGGAGAUCGGUGACACAGCGAUACACUCGGUGAUGUCGAGCCUUGCUCUGCUGUACGCCCUGCAUGGCAUCACACAGAACUCUGGAGACUUCUUACAGGCUGGAAUGCUGAAUGUGCCACAUAUGCUGCAGAUUUCUGCUCGUAUUAAGGAGCUGCUGUCUCAGCUGAGGACCAACGCUGUGGCACUAGUCGAUGCCUUUGAUUUCCACGACAAGAAGCUGAAAUCGGUCCUGGGACGAUAUGAUGGCAACGUCUAUGAGAACUUGUUCGAGUGGGCUCGCAGUUCACCGCUAAACUCCACAGAGGUGCAUGAAUCCUUCCACAAGUACCUGAAGCCCCUGCGGUCCCAACUGUAAGCUGACCCCUGACACCUUGAUUCCUGGUUAAGACCCAUCAACACUGCAUAUAUAAGCACAACUUUAGCUACAUUAACACAUCAUAUAAGUUCUGGUAUGUACCAGUCUGCAGGAAUUAAGCCUUCAUCUCUAUAUGUGGUCAAUUGAUUGCCAUACUGCAACAUGUCAGAGCUGUCUCCAUUGAUCUCUUCACAGUGGGCUGUAAACAUGGUGGGCAACCUAAAAAAUGUAAAGACAAUGUAAUUAUUGAGGGGAUAAGAAAGAAAAACAGGAAUGAAAAUUCUCCCUGAAAAAUCUCUCGUGAAAUCAUUAUUUUUUGCAAAAGAAAUAGCUUUAAGAAUACUGAAAACAAUCAAGUAUUUGCACUUUUAGAUUGUCAUGUUCUCUGCAGAGAAAUGCCAUUCUAAGGUUUCUAAGUAUUUCAUUUUACAUUUCUGCUGCGUGCCUGAUGGCUUCUCAGUGAGAACCAGCCAAGACAGAAUGCCAUCUUUUUACAAGAACAUCAGAGUGCUUUAUGUGAGGAACAAACCAACAGCAACACCGUUUUGGUUGUUUCCCUGACAACCAGGACCAACUUUUUCUUUGAUUAAACACUGCUAUAUGUGACAAUUGUUAUUAAAGAGGCAGUAGUUUAUCCACAACCGCUAUCAGUUGCUGCAUUAGGGUGGAAAUGAACAUAGGUGAUGCAACUUUUCUUCCUCACAAGUCUGUGGCAACACUCGAUACCUGUAAAUAAUGGUGUAAUAUGACUGACUUGCAUAAACAGCCAUACAAAUUAUAGCAGAGAUCCAACAGAAACAUCCAGUGAAGAUAGAGUAUUCCACAUCGAAUACUGCGCGACAAAACCAUUGGAAACCGGUCGAUAACACCUAUCUAUACAGCAGCUGUUCUCCAGAGGCGAAAGAAUAAAAAAUGCCUUAAAUGUCACAGUCCUACAUUGUGUCAGACUGUUCCUCAAAGCCUUAAGUCGAGACUUCCCUGAAAUUGUACGCGUUUUAGAAUCCAAUACGCUCUCCCUUUAGGCUUCCUUUUGUAGAGAACAGAGGCUGGGGUCGACUUGAAUUCAGUCACAAUGGUCUUAACAUUUAAAAUUGUACAAAUGCUGUAUUUCAAUCACAAUGGUGAAACGAUGUUCCUUUACUCUGAGGCCCACGAGCCGUCACACCGUGUUCUGUAUCGUGUAUAUCAUUGUCAUACUUUAAUGAUCCACUAUACAGAUACCAGCGUGUGUGUUACAUACCUAACUGUACUUCGACAGAAGCUAAGCCCAAUAGAGAGAAUAGGGCCCAUCGAGACACUACGAUUGUGAGACGGUGGAAUUAUUUACAAUGACGUUCUGGCGAUGAAAUGAACCACUUUGGGAUGAUGUGUUCCAAAUGCCUCCCUCUGAGCUGUGGCAGAUCUCUGACAAGCGGCGUGUUCUUCCAUUAGAAUAAAUGAUGACACUAUUCCGUGCGUCCACAUGCUCCUGAAUGCGUUUGUGGACCGAAAGCUUUCUGCAGAUAAAAGUGAAAUAUGUAAAAUGCGUAAAAGGGCACCUGUGGUGACAGGUUGUGUGAAUUUAUGACCGAUUUUAAGGGUUUAAUGAGGCCACAUAUGUAUAUGGGAAUUAGUAUUCUCCCUCACUGCUGUGUGGGGUUGGUAUAUUGUAAAGAAGGGUAACACAUUUCAAACCACACACUUUAAAUAGAUCCUUUUUUAAUAAGCUGCAAUGUUCAAAUUCUGCUGACUGAAUUAUUCUGGUUCAUAUAUGAUGAGAUAUCUGCAACUGGAUUUCUCUUCUUUUUUUAAUCAUUUAUUACAGUUUCAGAAACGAUUGUUUUUUUUGUUUUUACCGAAAAUAAUUGAGUGACUGCUAAGUAAGCAGAAAUAUAUAAUAUUUAUAAUUAAACUUUGAGAAGUGGAUUUGUGUCACAGAGCAACCAAAUCCAACAGGCUGGUGAGUAAAAGUAUAGAACAACUCCAGUGAAAUGUAUGAGUUAUGACUGUAAUGACACGAUGAUGAAAAGGAGAGCAUUAAUCUAAAGCCUCACGGUGAAUUGUAAAAAUGAUUUGUGGGAGAAUUAUGUGCCUGAGGAAGUUGUCUUUUCUUAAUUAACUAAUUGAGAUCUGUGUUGGUAUAUAGCGAUUAGUAUUUUAGUUCUGCAUUUGUAUGACUUUUAAUUUGUUUAUUUCUGCUUUAUUAAGGGUAGGAUUGUCAAUAUGUAACAACUAAGUUCUUUGCUAAUAUUUGUGUGAUCAUGGUUUAUUGAAUAUUAAUGAUUUUAAACAAUAUGAUCCUAAUGGUUAGUACAUUUGACCUGUAAGUUAAAUUAAUAAAAAACUAAAUAAUCA